This is a messenger RNA of Microdochium trichocladiopsis, 597 nucleotides long. RefSeq lists its product as uncharacterized. The transcript has a single exon. The record is from RefSeq and is a predicted model, not a curated record. The coding region runs from base 1 to 597 and encodes 198 amino acids. Lineage: Eukaryota; Fungi; Ascomycota; Sordariomycetes; Xylariales; Microdochiaceae.
AUGGCCGCCCUGGAAGGUGGCGACGACGCUCGUGGCACACUUUUCGAUGUGCACCCCAUGGCAUGGUUCAUUGUGCCCGCAGCCAUCUUCCUCGCCUCCAUGGUAGUGCUCAUGCUCGUCCGCUACCGACGACGCCGUAGAGCAGCCAUGAAGGCACAAUGGGGCACAACGAACAUCGCAACCAACACCAGUCAGCGAUACCCGCCGACCAGUACGAGGCCGUGGCCAUAUACCUCGACUACACCUUCCUGGUCCCAGAGGGCGAGGAAUCUGGCCGGCUUCAAGCGCGGCGACAACGGGCUAAACGAGUUUGGUGAGGCACCGCCAGCCUACACGGGCCCAACUUCCAACUACAAAACCGCUCGAGCGUCCAUGUCAACCUCGAGCUCCAGCGUCCCCCAAAUGCGCUUCUACGGCAUGCCGGCCACCAACCCAGCCCCAAUGGGAAGCGUGUCGAUUCCGAUGCCUGGCGGUCCCCCGACCUACCACGCCAUGUCAGGUGCUGGCGGCUACCGGAUACCAACUUCGCCGACUUCAGCCACGAGACCGCCGGUGAAUGCUGGCCUCUCCCAGCCACAAGCUGCCGUCAUUCGGUAA